UAUUCAGUCACAUUGUGUGUUCAAACAAUUCAUAAGUCGCUUGGGUUUACUCACGCUUCCGAAAAAUACAAACGAUGGUACUCCUACCAUUAACAUUAGUGCUAGUUACACUAGUUCUAGCGUGGUACUUAAUUGGAAAGUACAAUGAAAAUUAUUGGAGGAAACGUGGUGUUACCUUCUACGCAAAGAAUAAAGUAAUAGGACCAAUGUGGGACUUCAUGACAUCCCAAAAAGCCCUGUUCGAGAUCUUCGGAAAGCUGUACAAAGAAUACAGAAAGGAACCAGCCAUCGGUAUCGGACAAAUCUUAACUCCAUCACUGUUUGUUAUUGACCCGAAAAAUGUGCAGCAAGUGUUAUCUGGUGACUUCCAGUCAUUCAAUCACCGAGGUAUGGAAAGCGUCGAAGGAGACACGUUGUCUGAUAACAUUACCUUUAUGAAUGGUCCAAGAUGGAAACUAAUGCGUUCAAAUAUGACUCCAUUGUUUACGGCAAACAAAUUGAAGAACAUGUAUUAUAUCAUGGACAAAAGUGCUCAAGAUUUCGUGAAAUAUUUGAAAAAUAACCCCAAGAAUCAGAGUGGUAAUUUAUUUGAAACUCUUACGUUGUUCUGUAAUGCUGCUGUUUGCGGAGCCAUCUUCGGCAUUGGAUCAGAGUCAGUAUUUGAUACACCUUUCCUCAAGCUGGCCAAACGUUUAUCGCAAUCGAAUGUAUUGGUAAGAAUGAAAUUCGUAUUUUAUAGUUUAAGCCCAAAAAUUUACACUAGUUUAGGUUUUAAACUAUUCAAAGAACAUGAAGAGUUCUUCGUUAAAUCAAUUGGUGAAGUGUUGAAACGCAGAGAUCAGGAAAAUGUAAAGAGACACGACUUCGCGGACAUUGCUCUAGCUAUACAGAAGAAUGGUACCAUGAGAGACCGGACAACGGGAUACGAGAUAGAGCCUACGACCGGUAUACUCUCUGCACAGGCUUUGUUCUUCUUCACUGCUGGCGUAGAGCCUUGUGCUAAUGCGAUCUACGCGACGUUGUAUCUUCUGAGCUCUCACCCAGACAUAUUAGAAAAAGUGCACCAGGAGAUAGAUGAACAUUUUGAAAAGAACAGUAACAAUAUAACGUAUGACGUUAUUAAUGAGCUGGAGUAUACCGAGAAGGUGUUAAGUGAGGUGAUGAGAAUAUUCCCUCCCAUUGGAUUUUUGACCAGACAGUGCGUUCAGAACACUGUUUUACCGGUUGGUAAUAUCCCAGUGGAGAAAGGAACUAAAAUAUUUACACCAAUUUAUGAUAUCCACCAUGACCCAGAACUGUAUCCAGACCCAGAAGUGUUUGAUCCAGAGCGAUUCUCCAAAGAUAGGAGACCCAAUGACGACAUUUAUAUGCCAUUUGGAAUGGGCAACAGAACUUGCAUAGGUGCCAGGUAUGCCAAGCUACAAGUGCAGGCUGGUUUAGUGCACGUCUUGCGAAACUUCACUGUUCAACUGUCCAAAACAAGUGGAAAGUUAAAGUUUGCCCAUGAUCCGCUUAAUGUAAGACUUAGAAAUAUCAGUAUUGAAUUAAUUCCACGUGCAAUUAAAUAGAUGUUCAUGUAUCAAUUGAUGGGGGAAUCCCACCUCAAAAAUAUGCGCAUUCGCCUUUUACAGCUUGU
Messenger RNA from Spodoptera exigua (beet armyworm), 1636 nucleotides. The record is from the annotation of a GenBank genome assembly. NCBI's taxonomy places the organism in Eukaryota, Metazoa, Arthropoda, Insecta, Lepidoptera, Noctuidae.